This is a messenger RNA of Ustilaginoidea virens, 630 nucleotides long. RefSeq lists its product as uncharacterized. Bases 1 to 630 code for a protein of 209 amino acids. The transcript is spliced from 2 exons. NCBI's taxonomy places the organism in Eukaryota, Fungi, Ascomycota, Sordariomycetes, Hypocreales, Clavicipitaceae. The record is from RefSeq and is a predicted model, not a curated record.
AUGCGUUUCUCCGUCGCCCUCGUUUCUGGCCUGGCUGCCGUCGUCUCUGCCCAGUCUUCCACCUCCUCUGCGGAUCCCGCCAUCGCUUCCGCUGCGGCUUGCUUGGAGAAGUGCGCGCGUGGUGACGUCAACUGCCAAUCUCACUGCAUCACCGUUCCUUCUCCCAACGAGGAGCAGGUCAUCGAGACAACCAAGUGUGUCGCUGCUUGCCCCCAGGGCAACGGCAGUCCUGCCGACACCCAAAAGUACGCAGACUGCUCUAAUGCCUGCAUCAAGAAGCACUUCUACGUCUCUAGCGAGGGCACUCCCGAGGCCACCGGUGGCAGCAACAACAACGGCGGUAGUGGCGCCGCUAGCUCGUCCGCCGCCUCGGCCGCCGCCAGCGCCUCUGCCUCUGCCUCGGCUGCUGCCUCCUCAGCCGCCGCCACUGGUGCUUCCCCGAGCAACUCUGGCUCUGGCUCCGGUUCCGACUCGAGCUCGCCAACUGCCGCCUCCAAAACUUCUGGCUCUGGAACCGGCACCGCAACCGGUACCGCUGCCGCUGCUACCACCACCAAUGCGGCUCCUGGCUUGACCUUUGGUUCAUCUGGUGCCUUUGUCGGUGCCGUCGUUGCCCUUCUUGCUCUGUAA